Molecule: messenger RNA, 1466 nt
Organism: Anas platyrhynchos (mallard)
Lineage: Eukaryota; Metazoa; Chordata; Aves; Anseriformes; Anatidae
Source: RefSeq, a predicted model, not a curated record
CAGGGGUGUGCCACAGGGGGAACCUGUCUCAGAACCUGAGGAGCAGAAGAAAGGGAAAGGGCUUCCAAGUGCUGCCACGGCUUGGGGGCACCUGGCAUGGAAGGCAAAAGGUGAGCAGCAGCCCUGGGAGAUGAUAUGUGUGUCCAUAUAGUCCAGAGAGGUAGAUGUCCUGAGGACAACACCGAGCUGAGGAAAGGCUGGAGUACGUGCUUGUGUAUGAGUGCAUGACCCGCUCCUGAGGGCCGGCAGGAGCAGCCAUGGAGGAAACGUACCUGCUGAACGUGGAAGGGGUCAAAAAGAAGAUCCUGCACGGAGGCCAAGGGGAGCUGCCGAAAUUCCAGGAUGGGAGCAAGAUCACCUUCCACUUCCAGACGCUGAAGGACAACUUCGAGAGGACGGUGAUCGAUGACAGCCGGGAGGCCGGCAUCCCCAUGGAGAUCAUCGUGGGCAAGAUGUUCAAGAUGGAGAUCUGGGAGACGCUGCUCAGCUCCAUGAGGGCCGGGGAGGUGGCGGAGUUCUGGUGCGACGCCAUCCACACCGGCAUGUACGCCCUGGUGUCCAAGGGCAUGCGGAGGAUCGCAGAGGGCCGGGACCCCCUGGAAGGGCAGAAGCACCGCUGCGGCAUGGGCAACAUGUUCGACUACCACAGCACGGGCUACGACGACCUGGACGAGCUGCAGCGGACGCCACAGCCCCUCAUCUUCAUCAUGGAGCUGUUCCGGGUGGAGGAGCCCUCGGCAUACAAGCGCGACACCUGGGCCAUGAGCAAGGAGGAGAAGCUGGCUGCCGUGCCCGUGCUGCACAGCGAGGGCAACCGCCUCGUGCUCCGCAAGGAGUUUCGGCAGGCCGCGGAGAAAUACCAGGAGGCCGUCAUCUGCCUCAGGAACCUGCAGGCUAAGGAGAAGCCGUGGGAGGAGGGCUGGCUGAAGCUGGAGAGCCUGGUCACGCCGCUGGUGCUCAACUACUGCCAGUGCCAGCUGGAGCUGGGCGAGUACUACGAGGUGCUGGAGCACACGACAGAGCUCCUCCAGAAACAACGCCAAGGCGUAUUUCAAGCGGGCCAAGGCCCACGCUGCCGUGUGGAACGAGCGGGAGGCGCGGGAGGACUUCCUGCGCGUGGCCCACCUCGACCCCGCCAUGGCAGCCGCCGUGAAGAAGGAGCUGAAGCAGCUGGGGGAGAGGAUGAGGAAGAAGCACGUGGAGGAUCGCAAGCGCUACCAGGGGCUCUUCCAGCAGCCCCAGGGGCCCAGGGCUGGCAAAGGGGCUGCGGAGGGCAGCGGGGGGCAGGAGGGGGAAGGGGAGAGGCAGCAGGGGGAGGUUGGGGUCCUGGAGACAGGGGAAGGGGAGCAGGGCACAGGAGUGGGGCCAUCAGGGGCUGAUAAAGGAGAGCAAGGGAACCAUGGGGAUGGGCAUGAAGAAGAAGCACCAGAAGGAGACAUGGCCCCGGGGGAGCCUGUAGAGGUGAG